AUCCAACAGGGGGGGCUACAGUUCCACUAAUGGCGGUUCAAGGAGUUUCUUUCCACUAUUUGGCACAUGUGGCUGCCAGACAAGUUACACAUUUUUCCCAAACGGCUCAUUUCUUCAGGACAAACGUUGCUUCAUCGGUGCACUCCUGUCUCUCUCUUCUAUUUGCCAGAUAAAGCCAGUUUGUGUCGUGUUUGUGGUAUCAGUAUUUUGAAGGCAGAAACCGUGGCGUCCUAAUUAGAGGCAGAUUUUUGGAGCGGGGCGAGGAGUGGCUUCUCCAGGCGCGUUCAUCUUCUGGGGGAACAGCUGGGGAAGACAGCGACAAAGACGGGUGUGGAGGAGUUUAGGAGUGAUCUGACUUCUUCUAAAAGCCACGGACAUGUUUGCGGAUUGAUGGAACGCGCGUGUAUGUUCAGAAUGGAGACCUCUUGUCUGGACCUGGCUCUAGAGGGAGAACGGCUGUGUAAAUCCGGAGACUACAGAGCCGGAGUGUCGUUCUUUGAAUCUGCCAUUGAAGUGGGAACAGAGGACCUUCAAAUCCUCAGUGCCAUCUACAGUCAGCUGGGAAAUGCUUAUUUUCACCUUCAGGAAUACAACAAGGCUCUAGAAUAUCACCGCCAUGACCUCACUCUCACCAGGACAAUUGGAGAUGAACUCGGUGAAGCCAAAGCCAGCGGUAACCUUGGGAACACUUUGAAGCUUCUAGGGAGGUACGAUGAAGCAGUGGUUUGUUGCCAACGACAUUUGGACAUAACCAGAGCCAUGUACGACAAGGUUGGCCAGGCUCGGGCGCUGUAUAAUUUUGGGAAUGUGUACCAUGCCAAGGGAAAGAGCAUCUGCUGGAGUGGAGCGGAGCCGGGCGAGUUUCCGGAGGAGGCGCGUGUGGCUCUGAGGAAGGCUGCACAGUACUACGAGGCAAAUUUAUCCAUGGUGAAGGAAUUAGGUGAUCGACCAGCCCAGGGUCGGACAUAUGGUAACCUAGGCAACACAUACUAUCUCCUCGGAGACUUCAAAUCAGCCAUAGCAGCACAUGAGAAGCGUUUGCUGAUUGCGAAGGAGUUUGGAGACAGGUCUGCUGAGAGAAGAGCCCACUGUAAUCUUGGCAACGCUCACAUAUUUCUCAACCAGUUUGACGUGGCAGCUAGUCAUUACAAGAGGACGCUGCAGUUGGCUCGGCUCCUGAAGGACAGAGCUGUGGAGGCGCAGGCGUGCUACAGUCUGGGAAACACGUACACGCUCCUGCACGACUAUGAGCGAGCCAUCGACUACCACCUCAAGCAUCUGGUCAUCGCGCAGGACCUUAAUGACCGAGUGGGUGAAGGCAGAGCUUACUGGAGUCUCGGAAAUGCCCACACGGCCCUGGGGAAUCACGAACAGGCCAUGUAUUUUGCAGAGAAGCACUUGGAAAUCGCCAAAGAGACGGGAGACAAAAGUAGUGAGGUGACGGCCAGAAUGAACUUAUCUGACCUGCGACUCGUUGUGGGGCUCAAGUCAAAUUCCAAUAAUCGAUUAAACAUUUACCACAACACCAACACAAACAGCUCCGCUCUACCUCCACUGUGCCCGAAUUACACCAACGUCCCAGGCGUAAAAAGUCCGGAAAAGAUUAAAGAAAACUUGGAAAACUCCAGUCAUAGUCCGGAAAAGGCUUUAACCGAGGAUUCAUCUGUGCACUCAGAUGAAGAUGUGUUUUCAAAGCCUUCCAAAGCGAACACCAUCAAAGCGUCUACAAAGCUGUUCCUCUUUCAACGGUUAAAAAGUAAAAAGCAGAAAAACAACAAAACACCCGCCAAAGGUCACCCAGAGAUCACGGCCGAGAACCCGCCCUCAGAAAUGGACUCGCCCGUCAUAACGAAGAGCGCGCGGGACACCAUCGGUGAGGACGGCUUCUUUGACCUGCUGUACCGUUUUCAGGGCAGCAGAAUGGACGACCAAAGGUGCACUCUCCUCGAUGACCACAGCCCUCCCCCUGCCCAGUCCUCCCCUCUGUCCACCCCACCUGUAGCAGAAAAUAAACCUAUUUUGGAUCGCGAAGCCCCCUCUCAGGAUCCUGGUCAUUUCCUGGAGCUGCUGGCCAGCUCCCAGGCCCGACGCCUGGACGACCAAAGAGCCAGCCUCAGCCAUUUUCCUGGCUUACGGCUCAGCACCUCCAACCCGCUGCAUUCACUGCACACCUCAACAGAACCAGCCCCAGCACAAGUCCCCACAUCGAGUGCAGAUCCCCCUCACACACACUCCCUGUACGACCAGCUCGAGGCCAGUGCUGAUAAACCAGAGAGCGAUGAGGUCUUCUUCGACAUGCUCGUCAAGUGCCAGGGCUCCAGACUGAAUGACCAGAGGUGUGCCGCCCCCUCCUCCACGAACAAGGGCCCCACUGUACCAGAUGAGGACUUUUUCAGUCUGAUUAUGCGCUCACAGUCCAACCGGAUGGAAGAACAGCGGGUAACGGCGCCCCCUGCUGUCACACAACCAAAGCCAGACUGACUUCAGCAUAUUGACCCCAUAUGGAUAAAAUAUGAAGAAAGACUGCUCACUAUUUUUGGAUCUAACAUAACAGGAUGUACUGGACAGAAAUGGAAACGAUUUAACAACUGUGCUGCAAGAAAAUGGUGGAAAACUGCUUCAGUCCAGAGAUUUUUGAAUUUAUUUUGAUUUGUUUACAUAGUCUCCUCUGAGAAUGGAUGACUUUUUGUAGCUCUGGUUCAGAUGCCGUCUGCCUUCUCUGGAAAUCAGGCUCUGAGGCUGUGGGUGGUAUGUGAUGUGCAGAACCGUACUGCAAAAACCAGCAUCAGGAGCCAAACCAAACCAAAGAUGUUUCAGUUUUAUAAUUAUAGUCACUUUAUACUUAAUACUCCACUGGAUCAUCCAAAAGGAGGAGUGACACAAGCUACAUUUUGACUGGAAAUAUAUGACUCAUCUCAUAACAGUCAGUGGGAAACCUCCCUGUCUCCCUGUCCGCCUAUUGACUUUUUAAACUGUUCAGUGUAAACGUUUAUCGUAUUUGUAAAUGCCUUCAACAAUGAUGGGAUUUUUCUUCAUAAGAUUGUUUAAAAAGAGUUUAUUCUAGCUUUUUAUAUUGAAUUGCUUCUCCACAUUUUGGAGAAAUAAAACUCAUUUGUUUACAUUUCAUUUAUUUAAAUACAGUGUUGUGAACAU
This is a messenger RNA of Periophthalmus magnuspinnatus, 3153 nucleotides long. Its product is annotated as G-protein-signaling modulator 2-like. The record is from RefSeq and is a predicted model, not a curated record. Gene Ontology annotation, molecular function: protein binding; GTPase regulator activity. The transcript has 15 exons. Lineage: Eukaryota; Metazoa; Chordata; Actinopteri; Gobiiformes; Gobiidae. The coding region runs from base 391 to 2481 and encodes 696 amino acids.